CUCACAAUACCAAAGAGUGCCAACUCAAAUACACUAAUGGAGGUACCAUGAUCACAUCCUUCACUCAUCACAGAGAGAGUUAGAAAUCACACAACACAACUUCUUCAAUCUUCACAAAUACAGACACACACAAAAGAGUCAUAAACACUAGUACUAAGUGAAAAGAGGUGAUGGGGAAUUAUAGGUUCAAAUUGUCAGAUAUGAUGCCUAAUGCUUGGUUUUACAAGCUUAAGGAUAUGGGAGGAAGAACAACAAGAAAUCAAACACCAACACAACAAAGGAAGAAAAAGCAACAACAAUCUUCUUCAACAACCUCAACCACACACUCAUCAUCAAAAUCAAACCAACCCCACCAAAACAAUCCAAGAAAAUCUUACUACUUUACAAGAGAGCUUAACCAAACAAGCAAUAGAAUCUACAACACUUCACCACCAACAACAAACAAAAACCAAAAUGUACUCUUAGACACAAAUUUACUAUCUGAACCACCAAGAAAAUCAUCAAAACAAAGACCAAAAAGAAGAACACCAAAAACUUCAACUUCAUCUCCAUUUGAUAGCUCUGAAGAAACAGAAUCCCCUGACCCAGAAAUCAGAACAGACCGUGUUCUUCUUCCAACUGUGACAUUUGAUGAAAAGGUUACACUUUGCAAUUGCAAGAUGCUACUACACAACACAAAUGACAUCAUAAUCGAUGUUGACAACAAUUCCAUAGCAAGAAAAGAUGAUAAACUAAAUGGGUAUGAUUCAUUUUCAGAACUCAUGCAACUUCCACCAAUUGUGACCAAACCAGAAAAGUUCAAUGACUUGUUGAAAUAUGCAAAGAAGAAAGAACCAAAACCCAGAAGCAAAAUGGCUUCAAAUCAACAACAAAACAUAAAAGGGUCACUAAAAGUCAAGAUUUUGAAGGAAGAAAAGAACAACAUCAACACAAACACACCAAGUAGAAGAUUUUCAUUGAGUUCACCAGGUGUGAAGCUUAGGAUCAAUUCACCAAGAAUUUCAAGCAGGAAAAUUCAAGGACAUGGCAGGAAAAGCGUGUCGAAUGAUUCAAGCAACCGGAGAAGCUUAUCGGAUAGCUUCGCAAUUGUGAAAUCAUCGAUGAAUCCUCAAAGAGAUUUCAGAGAAUCAAUGGUGGAGAUGAUUGUGCAGAACAACAUAAGGACAUCAAAGGAUUUGGAAGAUCUUCUUGCUUGUUAUCUUUCUCUUAAUUCAGAUGAGUAUCAUGAACUUAUUAUCAAAGUGUUCAAGCAAAUUUGGUUUGAUUUGACUGAUAAUCGGUAGAAAAAUUGUUUAUCAAAGUUUAUGUUUCACACUAAAAAAAAUUAUGUUCAUAUGUUAGUGUGAGUAAUUAAUAUCUUGGUUAAGUUUAAUUGACUUUAUUGCUUAAAUGUUUCCAUUCUUAAAUUAAAAUGGAAAAAGGGAAAGUGAAUGACGAAUUUGAAACUAAAAGCACCAAUUUCAUGCACAAUGUCAAAGGUGUGUACGAUGAAAUUGAAUUGUAUGUAAUAAUGUAAUGUAACGAAAGUUUGAUCGAUUUAGAUUAAUUUAUAUGUAUUAAAUUGCUUAAAUACAA
Cicer arietinum (chickpea) is the source of this 1575-nucleotide messenger RNA. Its product is annotated as transcription repressor OFP1-like. Gene Ontology annotation, biological process: negative regulation of DNA-templated transcription. Lineage: Eukaryota; Viridiplantae; Streptophyta; Magnoliopsida; Fabales; Fabaceae. Gene Ontology annotation, molecular function: DNA binding. The record is from RefSeq and is a predicted model, not a curated record.